AUGGUCAAAUACAAGAACAAGAGUAAGAAGCUCGAUAGAAAGGCCAAGAGACAGUCUGCUGAAGACGAGCUCGUUGCUUUGAAAAAAAGAAUCGAGGAGUUCAACCCAGUCGAAGAUGGCAAACUGAUAUCCAACUUCUCAGAUUUGCCAAUUUCUGAAGCUACGCUUCGAGGUAUUAAAGAGGCCAAUUUCGUCACCAUGACUGAUAUUCAGAAGAAGACCAUUCCGGCAGCGUUGAAGGGUGAAGAUGUAAUGGGUACUGCCAAAACUGGUUCUGGAAAGACUUUGGCAUUUCUCAUUCCAGUGAUUGAAUCGUUGGUGCACAAUAACAUCACCGAGUACGAUGGUUUAGCUGCAUUAAUCAUUUCUCCAACAAGAGAGUUGGCAGUGCAGAUCUUCGAAGUAUUGACCAAAAUCGGAAAGUAUAACACUUUCUCCGCUGGUCUCGUCACUGGAGGAAAAGAUGUUCAGUACGAAAAGGAGAGAGUUGCACGCAUGAACAUCUUGGUGGGAACUCCAGGAAGAAUCUCCCAGCAUCUUAAUGAGACAGUGGGCAUGGAUACUUCGAACUUACAGGUUCUUGUUUUGGACGAGGCUGAUCGAUGCUUGGAUAUGGGUUUCAAAAAGCAAAUCGACAGCAUUGUGGCCCAUUUGUCUCCAGAGAGACAGACGUUAUUAUUCUCUGCCACCCAAUCAGACAGUGUCAAGGACCUCGCCAGAUUGUCUUUGACCAACUACUCCAAAAUUGGUGUUUCCUCUGACUCUACGUUAUCUGCCACCCCAGAUACCUUGGAUCAGUAUUAUGUCCGUAUACCAUUAGAUGAAAAGCUCGACGUUUUAUGGUCCUUCAUCAAGUCGCAUUUGAAAAGCAAGAUCUUGGUUUUCUUCUCCUCGUCCAAGCAGGUGCAAUAUGCAUAUGAAAGUUUCCGUACUUUACAACCAGGUAUUUCCUUGUUGAAGUUGUAUGGACGUCACAAGCAAACUUCCAGAUUGGAAACUACCACAAAGUUUUCCCAUGCUCAGUAUGCCUGCCUUUUUGCUACUGAUAUCGUCGCUAGAGGGUUGGACUUCCCUGCUAUUGAUUGGGUGGUCCAGGUUGACUGUCCAGAAGAUGCAGCCACAUACGUGCACCGUGUUGGACGUUGUGCCAGAUUUGGACGACCAGGAAAGUCUCUCUUGAUGCUCUUACCCUCUGAAGAGGAAGGCAUGUUAAAGAGAUUGCAGAGCAACAAGAUAGACAUCAAGAUCAUGAACAUCAAGCAGAAGAACAAGAAGUCCAUCAGACCUCAAUUGCAAUCCUUGUGUUUCAAAGAUCCUCAAAUGAAAAAUUUGGGCCAGCGUGCAUUUAUUUCCUACUACCGUUCUAUCUACAUUCAGAAGGACAAGGAUAUUUUCAAGCUUAAUGAGCUUCCUACAGAGAAGUUUGCUGAGUCCUUGGGUCUACCCGGAGCACCGAAGAUCAAGAUCAAGGGUGGAGAGGGAAGCAAGGAAAAGAAGAACAUGUCCAGACAAUUGAUGACGUUGAACAAGGCCGACGACAAUGGAGAGGUCAAGGAGGACGAGUCCAAGAAGGUCAGAACCAAAUACGAUAGAAUGUUUGACAGACAGAACCAGACGGUGUUAUCUGAACAUUACUUGAACAUGACAGGAAACAAGGCGUCCGAGAAGGGCGAAGAAGACGAUGAAGAUGAGGACGAUGACUUCAUGAAGGUUAAGCGUCAUGACCAUCAGUUGAACGAAGAAGAGCUUCCUGACUUGAGCAUUCCAGUGUCGAAGAGACAAGCUAAGAAGGCCCUUUCGAAGAAAUUGUCGUUGAAUGCAAAGGGAUUGCCCACAAAAUUGAAGUUUGACGAUGAUGGAGAAGCCCAUCCACUUUACGAACUUGAAGACGAAGAGGACUUCAAGAAGAAGGGUGACGCAAAGACCCAGAAGGAUGAGUUUGUCAGUAAGGAGACUGAAUAUAUGAACCUGGCAGACUUGGAGGACAAGGAAUUGGCUAAAUCUAAGAGACAAGAGAAGAAGAGAAAGAGAAAGGAAAUGGAGAGACGUGCAAGAGAAGAGGAUGACAGCGAGGACGAAGAAACUGUGGUGACGCUAGGAGGUGCUGACUUGGACAGAGAUCUCGAAUCUUCAGAUGAUGAAGCUCCUACUAACAAGAAACCUAAGUGGUUCCAUAAGGAAAGUGUCCAACAGGAUAGUGGAGUUAUUGAGCUUGAUGAGCCAGAGAGUUUGGAAGACUUGGAGGCAUUGACGGCCAGAUUGAUCGAUAAUUAG
Molecule: messenger RNA, 2274 nt
Organism: Sungouiella intermedia
Lineage: Eukaryota; Fungi; Ascomycota; Pichiomycetes; Serinales; Metschnikowiaceae
Source: the annotation of a GenBank genome assembly